Bombina bombina (fire-bellied toad) is the source of this 4922-nucleotide messenger RNA. RefSeq names its product carbamoyl-phosphate synthase 1 (gene CPS1). The coding region runs from base 73 to 4575 and encodes 1500 amino acids. Gene Ontology annotation, cellular component: carbamoyl-phosphate synthase complex; cytoplasm. The transcript has 38 exons. Gene Ontology annotation, molecular function: carbamoyl-phosphate synthase (glutamine-hydrolyzing) activity; metal ion binding; ATP binding. NCBI's taxonomy places the organism in Eukaryota, Metazoa, Chordata, Amphibia, Anura, Bombinatoridae. The record is from RefSeq and is a predicted model, not a curated record. Gene Ontology annotation, biological process: L-arginine biosynthetic process; L-glutamine metabolic process; 'de novo' pyrimidine nucleobase biosynthetic process.
UACAGCCUCUUUGCCGGCAGCCAUCCUGAGGGACGCACACUACACACCCAGCAGCUGCACAAGGUCCUAAAGAUGACCAGGAUUUUGUCAGUGUUUAAGGCUGCCAGGGCCUUAAACAAAGGGACUGGAGUCUACAAACCAAUUGCCCAUCGCCAUUGGAGCUUUUCUAAAGCUGGGGUCCGGUUUGUGAGCGUCAAGGCACAUACAGCAAAUUUAGUGCUUGAAGAUGGGACCAAAAUCAAAGGCUACUCGUUUGGUCACCCUGGAUCAGUGGCUGGAGAAGUUGUUUUUAACACUGGCAUGGGAGGGUACGUAGAAGCCGUAACAGAUCCAGGCUACCACGGGCAGAUUCUCACCCUCACCAGCCCAAUCAUUGGAAAUGGUGGCGCACCAGACACCAAAGCAUUAGAUUCUUACGGUCUCAUGAAGUUUCUGGAGUCUGAGAAAAUCCAGGUCUCAGGGUUGUUGGUUCUGGAUUACAGCCAUGAAUACAAUCACUGGGGAGCUGUCAAGUCUUUGGCUGAAUGGCUGCAAGAGGAGAAGAUCCCAGCACUUUGCGGAAUUGACACUAGGAUGCUGGCCAAAAAAAUUCGAGAUACGGGCACCGUGCUUGGUAAAAUUGAGUUUGAGGGACAACCUGUGGAGUUUGUAGAUCCCAACAAGAGGAAUCUGAUUGCUGAAGUAUCCACCAAGGAUAUCAAAGUAUAUGGCAAAGGAAAUGCUGUCAAAAUUGUGGCAGUGGACUGUGGUGUGAAACAUAACAUCAUCCGACAACUGGUUAAGCGAGGAGCUGAAGUUAACCUUGUCCCAUGGAAUCAUGACUUUUCUAAAAUGGAAUAUGAUGGACUUUUUAUCACAAAUGGACCUGGAAACCCAGAGCUGGCACAGCCUCUAGUGCAAAAUCUGAGAAAGGUCUUUAAGAGUGAUCGUCCUGAACCAGUGUUUGGAGUGUCCAAGGGAAAUGAAAUUGCAGCUUUAGCAGCUGGUGGCAAAACGUACAGACUGCCUAUGGCUAACAGAGGGCAGAACCAGCCAGUAAUGAACACAAUGAAUGGACAAGCCUUCAUCACUGCGCAGAAUCACGCCUACGGAGUGGACAGCAACUCCUUGCCUACUGGAUGGAAACCACUGUUUGUGAACAUUAAUGAUCAAAGCAAUGAGGGGAUCAUGCAUGAGUCCAAACCAAUCUUUACUGCUCAGUUUCACCCGGAGGCCAAUCCUGGUCCAACUGAUACUGAGUUCCUAUUUGAUGUUUUCAUGUCCAUGAUAAAGAAGGGGAAAGGUACCACUCUUGCUUCAGUGAUGCCAAAACCAGGACUGCAGUCUAAAAGGAUUGAGGUGUCUAAAGUUCUAAUCCUGGGCUCCGGAGGUCUGUCAAUCGGACAGGCUGGGGAAUUUGAUUAUUCAGGAUCACAGGCUGUGAAAGCUAUGAAGGAAGAGAAUGUGAAGACUGUGCUUAUGAACCCCAACAUUGCUUCUGUUCAGACCAACGAAGUGGGAAUCAAGCAAGCUGACACUGUGUACUUCCUUCCUAUUACCCCACAGUUUGUCACAGAAGUUAUCAAAACAGAAAGGCCAGAUGGUAUCAUUCUUGGCAUGGGUGGCCAGACUGCCUUAAACUGUGGUGUGGAGCUGUUCAAACGAGGAGUGCUGAAAGAAUAUGGCGUCAGAGUCCUUGGCACAUCAGUGGAAUCCAUCAUGGCCACAGAAGACAGACAGCUAUUCUCAGACAAACUGAAUGAGAUCAAUGAACCAAUUGCCCUCAGCUAUGCAGUGGAAUCGGUAAAAGAUGCCCUAGUGGCUGCUGAUAACAUUGGUUACCCAGUGAUGAUCCGAUCUGCCUAUGCCUUGGGUGGUUUGGGGUCAGGGCUAUGUCCAGACAAGGAGACUCUCACAGAUCUAUCAACCAAGGCCUUAGCGAUGACCAAUCAGAUUCUGGUGGAACGUUCAGUUGUUGGGUGGAAGGAGAUUGAGUAUGAAGUGGUGAGAGAUGCAGCAGAUAAUUGUGUCACUGUCUGCAACAUGGAAAAUGUGGAUGCUAUGGGUGUACAUACAGGGGAUUCCAUCGUAGUUGCACCGUGCCAGACUCUCUCCAAUGAAGAGGCCCAGAUGUUGAGAGCCUGCUCCAUUAAAGUUGUACGACACUUGGGCAUUGUGGGAGAAUGUAACAUACAGUUUGCCCUCCAUCCCACCUCACUGGAGUAUGUCAUCAUUGAAGUAAAUGCCAGGCUUUCCAGAAGUUCUGCUUUGGCUUCCAAGGCUACUGGGUAUCCAUUGGCCUUCAUUGCUGCCAAAAUUGCUUUGGGCAUCCCUCUACCUGAGAUCAAGAAUGUUGUGUCUGGAAAGACCACUGCCUGCUUUGAACCCAGUCUGGAUUACAUGGUGACAAAGAUUCCUCGCUGGGAUCUGGACCGUUUUCAUGGAGCAUCUGGAUUAAUUGGAAGCUCCAUGAAGAGUGUGGGAGAGGUCAUGGCUAUUGGCCGUACAUUUGAGGAGAGUUUCCAGAAGGCAUUGAGAAUGUGCCACCCUUCUGUAGAUGGCUUCACCUCCAACCUACCAAUGAACAAAUCCUGGACAGCAGACAUGAACCUCAGGAAAGACAUGGCAGAACCUACAAGCACCCGUGUCUACAGCAUGGCUAAGGGUCUGGAAACUGGAAUUCCCAUUGAUGAGAUCAACAAUCUAACAGCCAUUGAUAAAUGGUUCCUAUACAAAAUGCAAGGCAUCCUCAACAUGGAUAAGACCCUUAAAGGAAGUAAGAGUGAAUCCCUCCCAGACGAGACACUGAGGAGAGCCAAACAGAUUGGUUUCUCAGACAGAUACAUUGGGAAAUGCCUGGGACUGACUGAAGCCCAAACAAGAGAGCUGAGGUUGAACAAGAACAUCAAACCUUGGGUUAAGCAGAUUGAUACACUAGCUGCUGAAUACCCAGCCAUAACAAACUAUCUCUACCUCACCUACAAUGGACAGGAACAUGAUAUUAAAUUUGAUGAUCAUGGAAUGAUGGUUCUGGGCUGUGGCCCAUAUCAUAUAGGCAGUAGUGUUGAGUUUGACUGGUGUGCAGUCUCCAGCAUCCGUACAUUGCGCCAGCUUGGCAAGAGAACUGUAGUCGUGAACUGCAAUCCAGAGACAGUCAGCACAGACUUCGAUGAGUGUGACAAACUGUACUUUGAAGAGCUCUCACAGGAGAGAAUUUUAGAUAUAUUCCAACAAGAGCAAUGUGAUGGCUGCAUCAUCUCUGUGGGUGGCCAGAUCCCUAACAACUUGGCUGUGCCACUUCAUAAGAAUGGAGUGAAGAUUAUGGGCACCAGUCCUCUGCAGAUCGAUAGAGCGGAGGACAGAUCCGUUUUCUCUGCUGUCCUUGAUGAGCUCCAGAUUGCCCAAGCACCCUGGAAGGCAGUGAAUUCUCUGGAUGAUGGGUUGCAGUUUACAAAGAGUGUUGGCUAUCCAUGCUUGCUCCGUCCUUCGUAUGUACUGAGUGGUUCAGCCAUGAAUGUAGUUUAUGGAGAUGAAGAACUGAAGACUUUCCUAGCUGAAGCCACACGAGUCUCCCAGGAACACCCAGUUGUCAUCACUAAAUUCAUACAGGGGGCACGAGAGGUAGAGAUGGAUGCAGUAGCCAAGGAAGGCCGUGUCAUCUCUCACGCCAUUUCUGAGCAUGUUGAAGAUGCUGGGGUCCACUCUGGAGAUGCCACUCUCAUGAUCCCUACACAAAGCAUCAGUCAGGGAGCUCUGGAGAAGGUUAAACUUGCAACCAAGAAAAUUGCAAAUGCCUUCGCUAUUUCUGGACCCUUCAAUGUGCAGUUCCUGGUUAGAGGAAAUGAUGUCCUGGUGAUUGAAUGCAACUUGAGAGCAUCCAGAUCUUUCCCCUUUGUGUCCAAAACCCUGGGAGUGGAUUUCAUUGAUGUAGCCACAAAAGUAAUGAUUGGGGAGAAAGUGGAUGAGACUCAUCUACCAACCCUGGAAAGCCCCAUCAUUCCAGCAGAUUAUGUUGGCAUCAAGGCACCAAUGUUCUCCUGGCCCCGUCUCCGAGGAGCCGAUCCAAUUCUUCGUUGUGAGAUGGCAUCCACUGGAGAGGUGGCAUGCUUUGGAGAAAACAUUUACUCUGCUUUCCUGAAGGCCAUGAUCUCCACCGGCUUCAAACUGCCCCAAAAGGGAAUCCUGAUUGGAAUCCAGCAUUCUUUCCGUCCACAUUUCCUUGGCACUGCUCAGCAGCUUAAAGAGGAAGGAUUCAAGCUAUAUGCUACAGAAGCCACUGCAGACUGGCUGAAUGCCAAUGAUAUUUCUGCCACGCCUGUUGCUUGGCCAUCUCAGGAAGGACAGGGCAAUCACCCAGCUUUAUAUAGGUUGAUCAAAGAUGGAGACAUUGACAUGGUUAUAAACCUUCCAAACAACAACACAAAGUAUAUAAAUGAUAACUUUUUGAUUCGGAGGACUGCAAUAGACUGUGGCAUUGCCCUGAUCACCAACUUCCAGGUGGUAAAACUAUUUGCUGAGGCCAUUAAAUACUCUGGGGAUCUAGAUGUCAAGAGUCUUUUCCAUUACAGACAAUAUGGGGCAGGAAAAUCCAAAUAGACACCUGGAGACAUCAUCAAACAACUUACCCUUGGGAAGAACAAGUGAAUAACAUGAAUCUUACCUGCCAUCUUCUAUAAUCUCCCUUUUUAACAAAAAAUCAAUUGUUAUUUGAUUAUGUCUGUGUAGCUAUGAACUGUGGAAUCCAGAAGAAAUAUAUAUUAUACAUAGUUACUAGAAGAAAACACUAAUAAUAUUAUAGUACCUUUACAUUGCUCACAUCAUGAUUACAAUGUCCCACUCCCAAAGUUUAUACAGUUGCUCCUUGUUUUUGUUUUUGUUUUCUAAACAUUUGUGUUCACUGUUGGUUCUAAACAUGCAAAAAAUAAAUAAUUUUAAUUUGACAA